AUGUAUCGGAAGUUGUCUAAGUUAGAACACUCGGAAAUAAAACAACUUCUUACAGAAGCUAAUAUAGAUGUUGCAAAGCAUUACGCAACAAACAAAAAAUUACUCGCUGACUUCAUUAAAGACUACAAUGGUGAAAUAACUUAUGAUAGAAUUCAUGAGUUCAUAAAGCCGCAACGCGGCGAGGACGAAGUCCAUGCAAGAGCAUUUCCUUUAAAUGACGUUGCUAUUGACUUAUAUCAUAGACGUUCAGUACCUCAUGAAGUAAGAAGAGAAAUGUAUGACAUAACAAAUGCAAACGUUGGUAAAACACGAAAGAGAGACGAUACACUGAAACAACAGAGAAGAGAGAUGUUUAAGAGCGCUAUAGAACAAGUUCGCAAAGCUAAUGAUGUCCUUCGUUCCAUUGACGACAAACCAAAAGAAUGUGAGAGAUGGUUAAAGAAAGAUGAAGAGAAUAGGAAGAGGAAUGUUAAGACAGGCAAUAGACUCAUUGACUUUAACAUCGAAGCUUUAGAUGAACCAAACAGAGACUACUUACACAAACAUUUCGGUAAGGUUUUCAUGAGACUCUUAGAGAAGAUUAAAAUAAACUCCCAACAGAGAUGGAUGGUAUGUUAUAAACUUGGUGGAAAGUAUGAAUGUUCUACGUUAAACCUCAAUAAUAUUGGAACAUUACUACAUCAGCUCUUGAAGGAGAACUUUAUAUCAGAGAUAGAAGCAAAUGCUGCAGGUAUUGUUGAAAUGCACUAUGACUUCUUCUUGACAAACAUAAAGAAUCUUACCGAAAUAAAGAUGUAUGAUUUAACAGAAUAUGAAGGCUUAACGAUGUCAGAUGUAAAGAAAGGCAAACCAAAAAAGAGACCAUAUAGAGAUGAAAGCACACUGACAAAUGACCAGAAAGCCAUUUUGGAAGCUCUUAAGCAAACAGGAAACCCAGCACUUAUAGAAAGCUUUUGGAAAGAUAAUGGUGAAAAGAAGUUUUAUAAGAAGAGAAGCGGUCAGUUCUGGAAGUAUCUUUGCA
This is a messenger RNA of Trichomonas vaginalis G3, 1021 nucleotides long. Its product is annotated as organellar and viral DNA polymerase type B. The annotation marks the transcript as partial. The record is from RefSeq and is a predicted model, not a curated record. The transcript has a single exon. NCBI's taxonomy places the organism in Eukaryota, Parabasalia, Trichomonadida, Trichomonadidae.